Molecule: messenger RNA, 474 nt
Organism: Mesorhabditis spiculigera
Lineage: Eukaryota; Metazoa; Nematoda; Chromadorea; Rhabditida; Rhabditidae
Source: the annotation of a GenBank genome assembly
AUGGUGUUGCGACGGCUUCUCCUUGGUUCGAUCAUCUCCAGCCUGUACCUCGUCGUCGGGCAAACGAUUACUUGCUAUAAUUGCACCAGCUCGCGGACGUGCAGCCCGUCGAAAGAUGUGUGUACGGCAACGGCUUGUUAUAUUGUAACCGAAGACAACUAUAUGGCGAGUGGAUGCGCGACAGACGCCGUCACCUUCACCGUAAACAAUACGAACGUCGCCGGACUGUGCUACAGACCGGAUAAUAUCACAAGAGUCUGCGCUUGUCAUACAGCAUCUUGUAACACCCGCCUCGAUUCUGACGCGUUUCCAGACGUGAAUAUGACCAUUCUACAGUCAUUGAAUAUUUCUAGUUUAAUGGAGUACAUUGACUUUGGCCUAGAUCGCCCAGCAACCUCCGGUGACGCAAGCGUCGGUUGUGACGACUGGCGCCCCGGAAACCACGACAAAAGCCGGACUACGCAACGCUCCUAU